Messenger RNA from Oenanthe melanoleuca, 3195 nucleotides. It is a transcript of the gene SLCO2A1, whose product is annotated as solute carrier organic anion transporter family member 2A1. Lineage: Eukaryota; Metazoa; Chordata; Aves; Passeriformes; Muscicapidae. Gene Ontology annotation, biological process: transmembrane transport; prostaglandin transport; sodium-independent organic anion transport. The transcript is spliced from 15 exons. The record is from RefSeq and is a predicted model, not a curated record. Gene Ontology annotation, molecular function: protein binding; prostaglandin transmembrane transporter activity. Gene Ontology annotation, cellular component: membrane. The coding region runs from base 634 to 2535 and encodes 633 amino acids.
GCAGCAGUGUGAGUGCAGCCAGAGCCAGAGAUAUUAGGAAUGAGAUGUGCUGAAUUCAGUCUUGCUUAUCCUCUUUUUAUUGAAUUUAACCUUUUCUCCAGAGGGAAGCCUACAAGCAUCCAAAGUCUGUGGUUUUACUGUCCUUAGAAUGGCUUCAGAGCUGUGAUCUCUGCACAGUGCUUGGACCAGCUCCUGUCAUGUAAUGGGGGGAAGGAUUUCUCCAUCUCCCCCUCCCACCAGCUGGAGCUGCUGCUGAAAGGUGCCUCCCCUUCCUCUCGCCCCUUCAGGGGGGCUUUGAAUUAAGAUCCCAGCGCGUUUUCCCCGCUCCGCUGCCGCUUUCCUUGUCCUGCAGCCUGGCACACGAGCACAGGGGUGGCUCGGGUGUCCCCAAGGUGGGUAGAGCACUGUCCCCACCCCGAGUGUCCGACCCUCGCCCCACCUGCUCCGUGCGCGCUGCCUUGGCUCCCUGCGGCUUUAAAGUUCCCUCGGCGAGCAGAGCGAAGGAGGGAGGAGGAAGCGUUUCAUCAUCGCUCCCGGGAGCUGCUUUAUAAGAAGUUGGCGCUGCCGCUGCCGCGCUCACUCGCGGCUCGCAGGGGCUCGGGCACGGCCCGCCGAUCCCGGGAUCCCCUCGCCAUGGGAGUCCGCCCCGAAGUUGGCAAAUCGCCGGUCGACAUCCCCAAGAGCUCCAGCACCUGCUCCAGGAGUGUCUUCUGCAACAUCAAGGUGUUUGUGCUGUGCCAUGGGCUCCUCCAGCUCUCCCAGCUCCUCUACAGUGCCAACUUCAAGAGCAGCCUCACCACCAUCGAGAAGCGCUUUGGGCUCUCCAGCCUCUCCUCAGGGUUCAUCUCCAGCUUGCACGAGAUCGGCAACGUGGUGCUCAUCAUCUUCGUCAGCUACUUCGGCAGCCGCGUGCACCGCCCGCGCGUCAUCGGGGCCGGGGGGCUGCUGCUGGCCCUGGGGGCUUUCCUGGUGACCCUGCCCCACUUCCUGUCGGGCCCCUACGAGUACACUGCCCUCAGCACCGGUAACAAAAGCCAGGGGCAGGUUGAGCUGUGCUAUGCAGAGAGCAGGUUUGUGUGCCCAAACACCACCAGGGACCCCCAGAAGGAGGCCAGCAGCAUGUGGGCCAUGAUGGUGAUUGCCCAGCUGCUGGCUGGGAUUGGCACUGUGCCCAUCCAGCCCUUUGGGAUAUCCUACGUGGACGACUUUGCAGAUGCCAACAACUCCCCACUCUAUGUUGCCAUCCUCUUUGCCAUUGCUGUGUUUGGCCCUGCCUUUGGGUACCUGCUGGGCUCCGUGGUGCUGCGGCUCUUCGUGGAUAUCGGCAGGGUUGACACUGUGGACCUGACGCCCGGUGACCAGCGCUGGAUCGGAGCCUGGUGGCUGGGGCUGCUCAUCUCCUCGGGCUGCCUGGUGCUCACCUCCAUCCCUUACUUCUUCUUCCCUCGGUACAUGCUGAAAGGAGAGGAGCGGAACACGGAGGCUGGGAUGCUCAGGAAGAUGGAGACAGGGGCUGCUGAGGAGACCUCCCUGCUGGAGUUCAUAAAAAGAUUCCCAAAGAUCUUCCUCAGGCUGCUGCUCAACCCCCUCUUCAUCCUCCUGGUGCUGGCUCAGUGCAGCUUCUCGUCCGUCAUUGCGGGUCUGGCCACCUUCCUCAACAAAUUCCUGGAGAAGCAGUAUGGUGCCUCCCCCUCCCAGGCCAACUUCCUCAUAGGAGCUGUGAACCUGCCGGCAGCAGCGCUCGGGAUGCUGCUGGGGGGGAUCAUCAUGAAGCGCUUCUCCUUCUCGCUGCGCGCCAUCCCGCGCUUCGCCGUCGUGGUGCUCGUCUUCUCCAUCCUCAUCUGCCUGCCCAUCUUCUUCAUGGGCUGCUCCACAGGCCACAUCGAGGGCAUCUUCCACCCCAGUACACCCAAUUCCCAGCAGCAGGUUAAGGCAAGGGUUGGGUGCCAAUGCUCUAAGCAGAUCUUCAACCCUGUGUGCCGGAAAAACACCACGGAAUACAUCUCACCCUGCUUUGCUGGCUGCACCAACAGCACCACCAACCCCUCCAAUCCCAGAGAAGUGAUCUACCACAACUGUUCCCUGAAUGGGAAUGAGCUGUUCUCUGCCUCCGCGGGCUCUUGUCCAGUCAGCUGCUCCCAUAUGCUCCUUCCUGCCAUAUUCCUCAUCUCCUUUGCUGCCCUGGUCGCCUGCCUGUCCCACAACCCCCUCUACAUGAUGGUGCUACGGGUGGUGAACCAGGAUGAGAAGUCCUUUGCCAUCGGAGUGCAGUUCUUACUGAUGAGACUGCUGGCCUGGCUGCCAGCCCCAGCCAUGUUUGGAGCCCUCAUUGACUCCUCCUGCAUCCACUGGCAGCAGCAGUGCUCCCAGCGCCGCUUCUGCGCCUACUACAACAACGACUUCCUCCGAAACAGGUACCUGGGGCUGCAGGUGGGCUACAAGGUGGUGGGCACCGUGCUGCUCGCCCUCAUCAGCUGGAAGGUGAAGAGGAGCAAGGAGUACAACGUGCAGGAGAAGGCAGCAGGGCUGGUGUAGCCCCAGGACUGACUCUCACCCCAUCACCCACUGCCACACUUUGUCUUGUUUGGGUUUGUUUCACUCCCCACCGGAGCGACUCCCAGCGCCUCUCCUGCAGCCCAGGUGCUCCUGGUGAGGGAUGCUCUGAGCCAGCCCCAUCCUGGGAAUGGCUCCUCCUGGGAAAGGCUCCUCCUGGGAAUGGCUCCUCCUGGGAAUGGGAUCACCUGGGAAUGGGAUCACCUGGGAAUGGGAUCACCUGGGAAAGGCACAUGCUGGGAAUGGCAGCUCCUGGGAAUGGGAUCACCUGGGAAAGGCAGCUCCUGGGAAUGGGAUCACCUAGGAAUGGCACAUCCUGGGAAAGGCAGCUCCUGGGACUGGCUCCUCCUGGGAAUGGGAUCUCCCAGGGUCUCCAGCACCCUGGGGAGGAGCAGCCCCCAGCCAGCUGGAGCAGGAGGCAGAGAAGUGCCUGCUGUGUGCCAUGGUCCCGCUCUGCUGUGACAUUCCUGGCUGGGACAGGAGCAGGGGAGGUGGCUGCCAGCCCUGGUGUCCCCACAGCCCCAAGAGAGGAGAGCAGGGACACAGCACACGUGUUGGGACAAGUCAGCACAAGGGGUUUAUUGCAGAACAUCUGGGGUUUGUUGCUCUUUUUAUUUUUUAAAUAAAGGUCACUUUUCCAAC